Molecule: messenger RNA, 940 nt
Organism: Solea solea (common sole)
Lineage: Eukaryota; Metazoa; Chordata; Actinopteri; Pleuronectiformes; Soleidae
Gene: ift43
Product: intraflagellar transport protein 43 homolog A
Exons: 9
Coding region: 97-720 (207 amino acids)
Biological process (GO): intraciliary retrograde transport
Cellular component (GO): intraciliary transport particle A; cilium
Source: RefSeq, a predicted model, not a curated record
GCGUUGCCAUGGAGAGCGUUGCUGUGUGACGCUUGGUGAUAUCCAGGAAGACGCUGAGGCCCAGACCUCGUCCUAGUAAAAGGAGCGAGGAGCGAGAUGGACGAAAACUUUCCUCUUGGAGACACCGGAGCGGUGAAAAACGUUGUAAAGUCUGGACGAAGGGCUCGCCUUGCAGCAGACCAAUCAUCGCUUGAGGAUUCCCGCUAUGCAAGGAAAUCCUCCACCUCUGCUUCAAUGGGAGAAGCCCCGCCUCCUAAACCAGCACGGCGGCAGGGUGGUUGGGCAGAGGAAAGCUCUGGGUCCGGAUCUGCCAAAUCUUCACGCAGACCUGCAGCUGAGGAUCUGGAGGACCGCCGCCUGCAACCACAAACUCCCCAGGGAUCAGAUGAUGAAGGAGAUAUUCCAGUGAUUCCAGACCUUGAGGAAGUGCAGGAAGAAGACCUCACGAUGCAAGUUGCAGCUCCACCAAGCAUUCAGGUGAACCGGGUAAUGACCUACAGAGAUCUGGACAAUGAUCUGAAGUAUUACUCUGCCUUCCAGACCUUAGACGGAGAGAUCGACUUGAAGCUCCUCACCAAGGUUUUAGCGCCAGAGCAGGAGGUGAAAGAGGAUGAUGUGAGCUGGGACUGGGAUCAUCUGUUUACAGAGGUGUCCUCAGAGCUGCUGAUGGAAUGGGAUCAAGGAGAGAAUGAGGAGCAGGCUGCCUUGCCUGUAACAUGAGGAUGAGGAGGAGGAGGAGGUUUGGACUGGGACUUUAAAUGGCUCCAGUGGGAACUAGGUGAAUGUCCAUUACACAGAAGGGCCAGUGACUUUGGUUAUAUUAACUUUAAUUACAGUUUGUCGUCCAUGUUGUAUAUUGUGUAAAGUGUAAAGUGUGUGUGCAGCGUUUGCUGUCUUUUCUAAAUAAAGUUUGCCACAUAGCAACCCUGUCCGACCCUGA